This is a messenger RNA of Gavialis gangeticus (Gharial), 5358 nucleotides long. RefSeq names its product solute carrier family 38 member 10 (gene SLC38A10). The record is from RefSeq and is a predicted model, not a curated record. The coding region runs from base 80 to 3442 and encodes 1120 amino acids. Gene Ontology annotation, molecular function: amino acid transmembrane transporter activity. Lineage: Eukaryota; Metazoa; Chordata; Crocodylia; Gavialidae. The transcript is spliced from 17 exons. Gene Ontology annotation, biological process: amino acid transmembrane transport.
AAGCGCCGGCGGAGCAGCCGAACCCGGAAGUGUCUGUGUGGCGGUGGCCGGACCCCCCUUCCCUCCCCCCCCCGCCGCCAUGGCGUCCCCUAUGGCCGCCGCGGGCUCCAACUGGGGCCUGAUCAUGAAUAUUGUCAACAGCAUCGUGGGCGUCAGCGUGCUCACCAUGCCCUUCUGCUUCCGACAGUGUGGCAUCGUCCUAGGUGCCCUGCUGCUGGUUUUCUGUGCUUGGAUGACUCAUCAGUCCUGCAUGUUCCUGGUGAAAUCGGCCAAUCUCGGCAAGCGCAGAACCUACCCGGGACUGGCAUUUCACGCCUAUGGAAAAGCAGGGAAGAUGCUGGUGGAGACCAGCAUGAUUGGGCUCAUGCUGGGAACCUGCAUUGCUUUCUAUGUCGUCAUUGGGGAUUUGGGAUCCAACUUCUUUGCCCAGUUGCUUGGGCUUCAGGUAACUGGCAGCUUCCGGAUAGUCCUGCUCUUUGUCGUCUCCUUGUGUAUCGUGCUGCCAUUGAGCCUACAGAGGAACAUGAUGGCUUCCAUACAGUCGUUCAGCGCCAUGGCGCUGAUCUUCUACACGGUGUUCAUGUUUGUGAUUGUGCUCUCGUCUUUCAAGCAUGGCCUCUUCAGUGGGCAGUGGCUGAAGCGGGUCAGUUAUGCACGCUGGGAGGGCAUUUUUCGCUGCAUUCCCAUCUUCGGCAUGUCCUUUGCGUGUCAGUCCCAGGUCUUGCCUACCUACGACAGCUUGGAUGAACCGUCUGUUAAAAUAAUGAGCUCCAUAUUUGCCUCCUCUCUAAAUGUGGUCACCAUCUUCUAUGUGAUGGUUGGCUUCUUUGGCUAUGUGAGCUAUACGGAGGCUAUCGCUGGUAAUGUGCUGAUGAACUUCCCAUCCAACCUGGUGACGGAGAUGAUCCGUGUGGGGUUCAUGAUGUCAGUGGCCGUAGGGUUUCCCAUGAUGAUCCUGCCCUGCCGACAGGCUCUGAACACCCUCCUUUUUGAGCAGCAGCAAAAAGAUGGCACGUUUGCGGCUGGGGGCUACAUGCCGCCCCUCCGGUUCAAAGCCCUCACACUGGCUGUGGUGUUUGGCACCAUGGUGGGAGGCAUCAUGAUACCAAAUGUGGAGACCAUUUUGGGCCUAACAGGUGCAACAAUGGGAAGCCUCAUCUGCUUCAUCUGCCCGGCUCUAAUUUAUAAGAAAAUUCACAAGAAUGCCCUUUGCUCACAGGUUAUAUUGUGGAUUGGCUUGGGAAUCCUGGUUAUUAGCACAUACACCACGUUGUCGGCAACAGAGGACCCUCCGGGAAAGAUAGAGGUGCUGGAGCCAGCUGAUCUGGACAAGGGACUUGAUAACAUCAUUGCUGCCAAAAUAGCAGACCAGGACCCGGUGGCAGAGGGGGCAGAGGACGACCGCGACAAGCCCAAACUGCCAGAUGAGAAGGACGAGAUGGAGCAGCCACAGAUCAAGGUGCCCAUGGAUGUGCCCGAGAGGAAUGAGGCAGGAGAGAAGCAGGAGGAGAAAGUGCAGCUUGACCGGCCUGAUCAAGGGAUUGCUCUUCCUGUGGGGGAGGCCCACCGCCACGAGCCGCCUGUGCCACACGAUGAGGUGGUGGUUGACGAGCGGCGGGAGCGGGAGGACUCAGAGGAGAACAAAGUUCCCCAGGAAGGAGCCCAGGAGAACCUACUGCAGCUGGCCGCGGGCAAGGAGCUGGCUAGACCCGCGCAGCUGGAUCCUGAGAAACAGGAGCUGCACCCAGACCAGGGUGGGGCCCCGAAGCAGCCCCGGGGUAAGUUUGACAGCCCCGUCGAGGACAUGGGGGAUGCCCCAGAGAUGCAGGCCCCGCGGCAGAACGGCCAUCCACCCUAUAAAGACCUGGAGCCACGUGAAGCCAAAGUGCCAGCUGCUGCCCAGCCAGGGGAUGGAGAGCCUGCGGAGGCUGUGGGAGGUGAUGGUCUGAAGCCCCAACUGCCUGGGAACGAGGAGGAGGUUGUGAAGCCCGCAGAGAAGGAGGCUGAUCCAGGGGAAAGGCAGGAACUGCCUCCACCAGGCAGGCCGGACCCAGUGCUGGCGCAGCUACCUGAGCAGCAUGAGAGCCGCAACGCUGAGGAGCAGCACCCGGAGGGUGUUGGCAGCAAGAUGGAGGACACAGGGAAGGACAAGCUGCUGGACCACGCUGUGCUGCUGCAGGUGAUCAAGGAGCAGCAGGUGCAGCAGAAGCAGCUGCUGGACCAGCAGGCCAAACUGCUGGCUGUGAUUGAAGAGCAGCACAAGGAGAUCCACCAGCAGAGGCAGGAGGAGGGGGGUGAGGAGAGGCCGAAGCAAGCAGAAGUGCAGCCCGAGCUUGGUGCAGCCCCCGCACAGAGCAAAGAGGAAGCAGGCCAAGAUCUUCAAGAAGAUGGUGCUGCCAAGCACAUCCCUAAAGAAAAGCAGAGCCAGCUUCAGCCUGGGCCUGACAGCCCAGCCCUGAACCUGGCAGAGCAGCGCAGAGGGAAUGAGGAGAUGCAGAAAGAGGCUGGGCAUGGGCGUGAAAUCCCUGCGGUGCCACUAAAGGAUGGGAAAGUCCCGCUGCACGAGGCAAUCCAGGCUGGGAAGAGCUCCAUGGAAAAGGCUGGAGAGCCUCUGCCUGCCGCCCAGGCAGCAGGGAACCCUCCCGAGCAGGCAGCCGUGGCCAGGGAGCUGGGGAGAAGCCAUGAAGCUAAAGCUGUUGGCAAGCUGCAGGAGAAGAGGGAUCAUGUGCCAAAAGGUGUUGUGGUGGCCGGGCCUGCUGGCGACCCACAGCGAGAGCCACCAAGGGCACCCAGGAUUCAGGAAGCAGCAGGCCAGAGUCCGAAAAGAGACCCUGGACCAGAGCGGAAAGACAAAGCAGCAAAUGGUGCAGAGCCCCAGGACCCAGGCUCCCCACUCGAUGCUGCAAAGAACCUGCGUGUGGAGAACACGCAGCACAAGGUGGAGUCCCUGCAGGCUGCCGAUGCUGACGGGGGCAAUCGGGUGGGCCACCUGAGAGAUCAGGCCAAGCCAGAAAGUGUCCAGGAGAAAGCCAGAGACGAGGCCCAGGAGGCUCAGGGAAAGCCAAGGCAUGUGGAUGACAAGCGCGAGGAGCCUGGGAAGCAGCAGAACUCCAAACUCGAGGUUGCCCUGAAGCCUGAGAAGGGGGCGGCCACCAGCAGGGAUGAGCAAGUGGAGCGUGACCAUGGCAAGCCCAAUCGGGACCUGAAGCUGCAGGCAGACUUGGACCUACGGCGCCGGCGCCGGGACUUGGAGGAGGAGGAGGGGGCAGGCGCGGCGGCGGGAGGUGGCAUCCUCAUUGGCCUCCACCCCGUCCCUGACGUGAAAGUGAACGACUUGCGCGGUGCGCUGGAGACGCAGCUGCACCAGGCAGCAGGAGGCGCCCAGCCGGUCAUCCACAGCCGGCAGAUCAAGCAGGUGCCUGCAGCCGAGGAGGACGGGUGACGGGCAGGCCGUGCUUUGGGGGUGCCGCGGGUGGCCAGUGCUGAGGGGUUGGGUUAGCCAGGGACCACUUGGCUGUGACUAAGGGGCUGAUGGUCUUAGUGAGCAGCAGUUCACGUGGCCUUGGCCUUUGGGCUCUGACCUGCAGCAACUCCCCCUGGAGCUGCCCGGCCAGGCUUAACAUUCCUGCCUGAGUGUGUUGUGGGGGGUGACAAGAUUGAGAUUGUCAGUGACGCUGAAAGAAAAGCUCCCACCGUCCUCUGGCUUUCAGAGGUCACUUGCCAGCUCAGGAGUCCAACCCCCCUACCACACACUUUCCAAGGACCUCUGUCUGCUUCGUGCCCAAUGAAUUGCCUUAUCCCUCCUGUGCCGACAUCUCUCUCCAGGACCAGGUCCCUGCCAUGCUGUCCAAAGUGUCUCUGCAGACCCAGAUCUUGGGGGAUGCUGUGGAGAGCAGACCAGUCCAGGCAGAGGGUGCGGUGGGCUCAGAGGCCUGUUGCUCUGAAGCACACGAGCAUGCGUCCACUGGCCUCAUAUGCCUGGUGGGGAGGUGGGGGGCGGAGUCCUGCUUUAGGAACAGGCGGAGUCAGUCUGUGAUGCCGCCUUAAACAGGCAUGACACCUGCUGUUGUGCUGCCUCUGGCUCCCAGGGAUCCGCUUGGCAAUAAUGAGGACUCCCCGCUUUCCACCCUCCCGCCUUGAACAGGACUGUUUCUGUCUGCAUGUCUGACCUGGGAGCUCCCCCAUCCCUGGCACACUCAGGGGCUCACGCUGGGCACAGCCGGUGCCUCCCUCCCCAGUAGAAGCAGCUCAGGCUGCUGCAAGCAUGGCUGAAAAGGGACCGUGCGGAGCAGAGCUGGCUCAGGCCUGCCUACCUACCUCGCUUCUCCCUGGGCAGGGUCCAUCUUUCCCCAGACCUGGCCUACAAGGUGUUUGAAUCCAUGGGUGUUCUUGUGGGAGCAACAAACGGAAACCCAUCGUGAGGCAGCCUGCCAGGGAGUGACCGUUGCUUGGUAAAUGUCAACAGACGAAGCCACAUUAAAGGUGGAACAUAAGCAAACCCGGACCCAAAGCUUUUCCUCGGAGGACGGGAACGCCCCGAGACCGCAGCACUGUGGUGGUUUUGUAUGCGUAUAACUGUUGUCUUAGCCUCUUGCAGUUCAUCCCAGGUUCAGGGGCUAGGUUGCUGUCAUACAUGGAGGUGUUGCAGCGGCCUGCCAGACGGACAAGCUACAGGGAAGACUUUGCCUUCAGGCCAUGAUACCUGGGUCUCCCAGGCAAGGAAGAACCAGACUUUGCCCUAUAACGUGGGCUUGUUUCCUGCAUGUCGUCAGUGCCACACCUGCUCACAAGGUGACCCGUACCCUCGCUCUCCUGCGCAUCUGAUACGAUCAUCGUGGCCUUAAUCGUCAGGAUUCCCUGCAAUACUCAGAGGUGCCCCAUCUCGAAGCACAAUGUAAUGCAGCCGGGAAGGUUUGUCAGCUCCGUUGUCGGCUGGAGACCUCUCCCACUGUGUGGUGUUUGUCAAAUGCAGGCUGGAGCUGGGGCAGGCAGCUGAGGUCUUGGCUGAAUCAAAUACCUCCCCUUGCUGCUGCAGCUGCCCCUACAAAGGGAGGUGAGGGAAGGAGAGAUGCUGCCACUUUCCCCCUCUUUGCACUUCCUCCACCUUCCUCACCACGUGAAUGCUGGCUCAUCCAACAUGCCCGUCUCCUGCCCUGCGCUGACAGCAGCGUGCCUGCACCAUCGCCAAAGGACCAAAGAUGCUUCUGACAUUCCCCAGCCAGCACGGCUGGAUCCUGUUGUGAACGAGACCUCCUCGUGCUGGGCCGGGCCAAGGUGGGGACCCCCCCUACCUCUCUGCGCUCGGAGCAGGGGUCCGAGCCCAACAGACCAAUAAAAGUUGAAGCAUUUCUAUCUGAA